UUGGGUGACGUCAUCGGGUUCUAUGAGGUGUUGUCUGCCUGAAUAAUGGAGGUAGAAGAGGAAAGGCCUGCGUGCAUCAGGUCAUAAGGGUCCAUUUAGCGUUAUCCCGGACCUCCACGUAGCAAGUGAAAAUUCGGCAUUUCAUGUAGAGCAAAUUGUGGCCUGUCGGACGGUGCUGGCAGCAAAUGUUGCAGGAGUGCUGGCAUCUCAUGUAGAAGUGUGGCUGUUGUUGGAGAAGAAAACAACAUGGCUGCGGUGGAGUUAGAAUGGAUCCCAGAAUCACUGUAUAACACUGCUAUCUCCGUCGUGGUGGACAAUUACAGCCGAUCGAGGAAGGACAUACGCUCGCUCCCGGAAAACAUCCAGUUCGAUGUCUAUUAUAAGCUUUACCAGCAGGGUAGGCUAUGUCAGCUGGGAGGGGAGUUUUGUGACCUGGAAGUCUUUGCUAAAGUUCUUCGGGCUUCAGACAAGAGGCACCUCCUCCACCACUGCUUCCAGGCCUUAAUGGACCAUGGGGUGAAAGUUGCCUCAGUGCUGGCCAAUUCCUUCAGCCGCCGCUGCUCCUACAUUGCAGAGUCUCAAAUCCACGUCAAAGAGAAGGCCAUCCAGUUUGGCUUUGUGUUGGGGGGUUUCUUGUCAGAUGCAGGCUGGUAUGGAGAUGCAGAGAAAGUGUUUCUUUCCUGCUUGCAGCUCUGUGCACUCCACAGUGAGGUGCUCCACUGCUACAGGGCCGUGGAAUGUUGUGUCAGGAUCCUUCAUGUGCGCAAUGGCAAUUGUAAAUACCACCUGGGGGAAGAGACCUUCAAGCUUGCUCAGUCUCAUAUGGAGAAGUUAGCCAAACAUGGCCACCAGGCCAACAAGGCAGCAUUGUACGGCGAGCUUUGUGCCUUGCUUUUUGCCAAAAGUCAUUAUGAUGAGGCAUACCGAUGGUGUAUAGAGGCCAUGAAGGAAAUUACUCCAGGCCUCCCAGUUAAAGUAGUGGUCGAUGUCCUUCGCCAAGCCUCCAAGGCUUGUGUGGUGAAGAGAGAGUUCAGGAAAGCAGAACAGUUGAUUAAACAUGCCGUGUUUCUUGCAAGGGAACACUUUGGGCACAAGCACCCUAAAUACUCUGACACUCUUCUGGAUUACGGAUUUUACUUAUUAAAUGUAGACAAUAUAUGCCAGUCUGUCGCUAUUUACCAGACAGCGCUGGACAUCAGACAGUCUGUGUUUGGAGGAAAGAACAUCCAUGUUGCCACAGCCCAUGAAGACCUGGCCUAUUCCUCAUAUGUCCACCAGUACAGCUCUGGGAAGUUUGAUAAUGCUCUAUUCCAUGCAGAACGUGCCAUAGACAUCAUUACUCACAUUCUGCCUGAAGACCAUCUGCUCCUGGCGUCCUCCAAGAGAGUGAAAGCUCUAAUCCUGGAAGAAAUUGCCAUUGAUUGCCACAACAAAGAGACAGAAGAGCGCCUCCUGCAGGAGGCCCAUGACCUGCACCUGUCCUCGUUGCAGCUAGCAAAGAAGGCCUUUGGAGAGUUCAACGUGCAGACAGCCAAACAUUAUGGCAACCUAGGACGACUCUACCAAUCCAUGAGAAAGUUCAAGGAAGCCGAGGAGAUGCACAUCAAAGCCAUCCAGAUUAAGGAGCAGCUUCUGGGCCAUGAGGACUACGAGGUGGCGCUCUCCGUGGGUCACCUGGCCUCCCUUUACAACUACGACAUGAACCAGUAUGACGAUGCAGAGAGGCUCUACCUGCGCUCCAUUGCUAUCGGAAAGAAGCUGUUUGGAGAAGGCUACAGCGGCUUGGAGUACGACUACAGAGGCCUCAUCAAACUCUACAACUCUGUGGGUAACUAUGAGAAGGUAUUUGAAUACCACAAUAUUUUAUCCAACUGGAACCGACUGAGGGACCGACAGUUUGCCGUGGCGGACGCCCUUGAGGAUGUCAACACCACGCCCCUGCAGACCCAGGAAGUGGUUCAAGCUUUCCUAUUGGCUCAAAGCUUACUCCACAAAACCCCAAUUCAGCCAAGCCUUGGGUGACGUCUUACGGAAGAAAAAGACACGUGGCUUGAAGACCAGAGAGGACAUCAAGCAGGUACAAAGAUGCCUCUGUUGCAAGUGCUGCUUUCAGAGCCGUUAUCUGGUGUAGAUGAUUGACUGCACACGGACACACGCUGAUAAAUGUACCCAUGCAAUCAUACAAAUUAAACUAUGUCACUGCCCAAUUGUCGAAACAAACCUUGUUGCGUCUCACGGCAUCUGUAAGAAUCAUGCGUCCUGAAGGAUGUCCACACCAACACCCACAUUUCAUUUCAAAAGGUCAAAGUUGAUUUUAUUCUCAUUCUAACAUGUCAUGAAGAACCAAACACCACCCUGUGGUCCCGGUGGACAGCGUAGAUACAAACGGUACCAAACGCAGUAUUAAAUAGCAAUAGCAGCAGGGUUUAAUAACACAAUCAUCCCGCAUUUACUAACAAAAGUACGCCUCCUGUAUGGAGUUAAAGAGAUGCCCUUUGGCCGUGUUAUUAGCCUGAGACUUAAAAGUAGUUGGUAAAACGUCAAUGGAAUUAAUGAUUGACUGGGAGCUUCAUAUGAAAUUUGAUGGCAAACUUCCUCCCGGCCAUUUACUGCUCCGUCAGCAGUGAGGGAAUGACUGUUGUCUUCAUUCCUGGUUCUGUGAUGGUGCAAAUGGUGUAAAUCCGUCUAACAGGGAGCGAAAAGCCUACAGGACUGGUACUUUCUUCAGAUCAUUUUCUUAUUACAUACAAAAACUCUAUUAUUGAACAGUUAAUUGGUUCCAGACCAGACUGUCAGAAGUGAUUUUCUGUGAAGUAGAAGAGUCCUUAGUUAUAAAUGUAGUAUACAAAACCUGUUUACCACCGUCUAUAUACAGUACACUUUUUAGCAUUAUUAGAGCCCUCUAGACAUGAAAUAACACCCCUAUAGUCAUAUUUCAACUCCUAUAACCAAAUGUAGUCAACAUAAUAGGAGAAAAUGAGACCUCUGCUGGUGCGUGUUGCUGUAAAUGUCUUCUGGUGCUAUAAUGUGCAACCAAGUCAGCUGAGGCUGCUUUCCAGGCUUCUGAUUGGACAAAAUCAACAUGACAGCCAGUGAAUGUUUUUAUGUGGAUAACUUUUUUUGGGUUUUGUUUUAACUCCACCAUAGUGAAAAUGUGCCUUUUUGAAAAUAUACGUGUUGGUGUGGACAUGCCUGAGAAGAGCUGGUGGAAAGGGUUUAGAAGAUGAAUGGUGCCUUCCAAAAGGCACAAUUACACACACACUAAGAUUGACAAGCAGCCAGUGCCUCAUGUCCAACCCGCUGCUGUUCUUUCCCAAAGAACAAAUCACCACUUCAUAAAACGAAAUUUGAGCUGGCCUUUCGGCUUUCUAUGAGGACCACUACAACGUCUCACUUUGGAUGCAUGGAACCUUCAAGGAAAAGUGUACUUUCUGGAAUAUUGUCCAUCAUCAUCUUUCUCUUUUCUGUGUGUUCUAAACAUAUAAAACAGCUAAGAAGAGGGCGGUAAUUCAUGCACAUAAUGGGACACACCUAUUCUGCCUAGAAAGGCUGCAACUAAAACACCUCCAACAAGGCUUUAUGGUUUUAUAGCCAUUGUAAUGACAGGUACAUUCAUGAUGACAUGUCAUACUUACAGUAUUUUGCUCUUUUUAAGCAUUAGCGGAACUUCCUUCUUGGGUUGUGAUGGAAAGCUACACCUAGCAUUAACUUUUUCAAACAGUGGCGACUCCUAUAUGUAGUGUUACCUAUGGUGAAGCUCAUCGUGAGGCCGUGUGGCGAGAUGUCACUACGCCAGUAAAGUAGUUCUUGGGUGUAACAAUGUUAAGUAAUGUGCAGGUUGUCUUAUGUCAAAGGAGCCUUGUUGUUGCUUGUUUGGUGCUUUUCAGAAUAGGCGUGUCCCUUUUACGUGCAUUAAUGAUCUGCCUCUUUUUAGCUGUUUUUACGUCUUAAGCACACACACGAGAGAAAGAUGUGCGUUCAUGUCUCACAUGAUGGGCAAAAUUCCCCCCAAAGUUGCACUUUUCCUUUUUAAAUGUCCUGCUAAGCGCAUUUUCAAAGAUAAACACAAAGAUCCUGCUGCCUCACACAAUGAGUUUCAGCCUGCCUAAACUUGGCAGGUCAGAGCUCAACAUGCUGACUCUUUGGGAAGUAACAUGAACGUAUUUGCAACAUGACAGCACAGUUUGUUUCCCCGACCCGGUACAUGAAAUCAUGACAUUGCAAACAUGGGAGUAAAUACGAGCUUCCGUACAUUAGGAAGGUUAGUAUUUGAUGCCCUGCUGAUCCCUCACACAAUCAGCAGAGGAUGAAAUAUCACGGUGUAUGCCUGCCUUUGUACUUUGCUUACUGGAUGAGGCGUCCAUUGUGAACGAAGACUUAUUUAAAAAGUGUGUAGUGCUAUGUGUACAGUCUUAUGUUAACACUGUGAAAAUGUUAUCUUUAUUUAGAUUUGAGUUUAUAGCCGUAGAUCAGGAUAUAUACACAACGAUGGAUGCCCAAGUGUUCACUGAUGCGUACCAGCAUUCACCAGCUUGCUGUUAUUUGUCUGUCAGACAGAACCAUACUUAAAAGUGCUAAAUAAACCAUAUACUUUCAUUCAUAUGUGGGGGUGUGACUCACACACACACA
This is a messenger RNA of Doryrhamphus excisus (bluestripe pipefish), 4629 nucleotides long. It is a transcript of the gene appbp2, whose product is annotated as amyloid beta precursor protein (cytoplasmic tail) binding protein 2. Lineage: Eukaryota; Metazoa; Chordata; Actinopteri; Syngnathiformes; Syngnathidae. Gene Ontology annotation, cellular component: Cul2-RING ubiquitin ligase complex. Gene Ontology annotation, biological process: intracellular protein transport; proteasome-mediated ubiquitin-dependent protein catabolic process. The record is from RefSeq and is a predicted model, not a curated record. Gene Ontology annotation, molecular function: ubiquitin-like ligase-substrate adaptor activity; protein binding.